UAUGUUACAGCUAAUAAAUCGAGCUAUCUGUGAGGUAAAAGUGACUGUCGAUAAAGAACACACUACGCCAUCUACCUCAAUAACUGGAAACUUUAGCAGCCUUCGAAGUUCUCUUCUCUAUCUAGGAGGCGCUGGAGAUGACGCUAUUUGGGACGGCAGCGGGAAAAGUAUUAAGAAUUUUACUGGGUGCUUGAAAAAGGUCGGCUAUCAGGCAGAUUCGAUGAAAAUAGAUAUUUUACGAUGGGCUAAAAAAGAGAACCAGCUUUUUCACAUUGAAGGAGGAGUUAGCUUUAAGGGUUGUUCACAAGCCAUUUUCUUCGCCUCCCAGUCUAGCUCGGUUAUUCUAGAACCUUGGCUGGCAAUUCCAGGCAGUAAAUUACACUUGGAGUUUCGAACUGUACAAAACAGCAGUCAAUUAGUGAUGGGUCGAGGGAGGAAGGAUUUUUUUGGUCUCGAGGUCUUUGAGAGCCAAUUAUAUCUAAUUAUUAAUUACGGAGGGGGCACGUUGAAAGCAAAGAUCAGCGAGAAACCGGUAAAUGAUGGAUUAUGGCAUGACGUUCGUUUGGAGCAUAAUGGAGAAACUGGUAAAGUUUACUUGGACCAAGACGAAUUUAUUAGAUAUUCUUCAGAUCGAAAGAGUGCAGAAUUAAAUUUAGCUUCCGGUAGUUUGUAUUUAGGUGCUUUAAAUCAGAGUUCUGAUUACCCAAAAGAAUUCUGGUCCGGAAAAUUAGGAUUCGGCUUUCAGGGUUGUAUUCGAAGAGUUGAGUUAAACGACAGGGUUGUUGAUUUAUGGAACAGUCAGAAAAAACAAACACUUUACGGAGAGGCUGUGAAAGUAUCACUGCCAGUUCGUGUGCUUCUUCCCCGUGCUGGAAUGGUGGUAUUUGUAAAAGAAGCUGGGACAGUUACACCUGUGAUUGUCGGGCCACGUCAUUCAAAGGAAAAAACUGCGAUAAACGUAAGUACUCUCAGCUCAAUCGCCAUCUGGUGUUAGAGCGUAAGCCAAUGAAGUAAGAUAAAAGUAGUAUUGACAAACCAACUGACUAGUUUGUAGGAAAAACGAAAACGAGUGUGCCGCCACUUAACUUUGUUCAAUCAUUUAACGUUUGCUGGGCGUCACUAAUAUGAUAAACGCGUUUGACUGGUUGCUGCCUGAAACGUCUUAUCUGACAGACAAUGGCCUGAAGUAUGGAAUUCUAUAUCGAAUAAUUUUUUUGUGGCGUCCCGCAAACUGUACUUUUUCUAUUAUCUAAGGGAUCUGCGUUUAAUCCCUUAGUAAUCAAGACCGUCUAGCCUAGGCGUUCUUACUGGCCUGAAUUCCUCUUCUCCUCUUUUGAUUUUCUUUGACCCCCCAAUCCAAUUAAAGUUAUCUAUAGUGGCAUUUUUCUCGACAAGAAAUAGUUGGUAAAGAGGAAUAAGAGAAGGAGAAAAAAACAUGCCAAGCACGUUAUCAACGUUCGAACGACGCUCUUGCUUGGGCGGUGACAAGAGCGGAAAUUGUGAAAAGACGUUAGUCUGACUGAAUGCACCUGGGCUCCCCGAAGACUUUAGUUUUGCUUGUCGACGACGUUUAUCUCCGUUUCCGGGGGAAGUUAGAACUUGUUUAACUCGGUCGUUCUGUGUGUGUCGUCUACCGGAAGGUGGAAAUUCCCGCACUAGGGACAGCCCAUCUAAUUCCCAAAACUCAUCCCCGAGACCUUUUCAGGCGCGGCUGUCGCAGCAAUCAGCAAAUUUUAGAAUAAAA
Dimorphilus gyrociliatus is the source of this 1744-nucleotide messenger RNA. Lineage: Eukaryota; Metazoa; Annelida; Polychaeta; Dinophilidae. The record is from the annotation of a GenBank genome assembly.